Molecule: messenger RNA, 522 nt
Organism: Caenorhabditis briggsae
Lineage: Eukaryota; Metazoa; Nematoda; Chromadorea; Rhabditida; Rhabditidae
Exons: 3
Coding region: 1-522 (173 amino acids)
Source: RefSeq, a predicted model, not a curated record
AUGUCCAAGAGACCAGCACCAGAAUGCAUGACGUCCCAAAUCAUUGACAACUCCGUGAGAAUGGCAGUAACAUUUCAAAUGAAGGAAUUUACGGACAAGGCAGCCUUGUAUAAGAGACCAGUUCGCCAGAUGAGGUGCAAAUUCUGCUACCAAGAACACGAUACCGCGGACUGCUCAACCAUCCCGCAAGACGAGAAAAUUGCCACAGCCAUCCAAGAAAGACUCUGUCUUACAUGCCUCACGCGUGCUUUUCACAUACCGGUGAAUUGCGGAAGACUGAAGCAGAAUCACCUCUUGUGCCAAAACAAGACUUGCGGCAAAAACCGCGAGUAUCACCACGCAUCUAUCUGCAACAAAACCGAAACAACGAACUCAGGCACAGGAUCCAAAAUCCCACUGGUCGACAUUAAUUUGUAUUCCUUAUAUUCUUUAAAGCGACGCCGCUGCAGCAAACGAGUGAGGAAAUUACGGUCAGAAAAAAAGCAUUUUUCCGUCGGUGUAGUCUUUUUUUCUGGUUUUUAA